This is a messenger RNA of Sordaria macrospora k-hell, 915 nucleotides long. RefSeq names its product mitochondrial 54S ribosomal protein uL1m. The record is from RefSeq and is a predicted model, not a curated record. Gene Ontology annotation, cellular component: mitochondrial large ribosomal subunit. NCBI's taxonomy places the organism in Eukaryota, Fungi, Ascomycota, Sordariomycetes, Sordariales, Sordariaceae. Gene Ontology annotation, molecular function: structural constituent of ribosome.
AUGGCUUCAACACAACAAUGUCUUGCCUCGCUGGCAAGGCUUAGCCUGUCGACUCCCACCAGAGCUGCUCUUCCGACAAUACCCAAGUUCCUCGUCCCGUCGGUGGUCGGCGCAUCGCAGGUUCGAUAUGCGACACACAACUCCAACAAGGGCGGAGCCAAGAAGGCCCCCAAGAAGAAGAAGCAGUACAAGUUCUUCAAGUCAUGGGACAUGACCGGCAUCCAGCAGUUUUCUCUGUGUGAUGCUAUGCGCUACCUCCGCGCCGCCGAGGUCGGCCAACCCCCGCUCUCCGUCAAGUACGAACUGCACGUCAAGCUCCGGACAAAAAAGGGCGGCGCCGUGGUGCGCGACCGCGUCCGCCUACCGACGCCCGUCAAGACCGACACGCGUAUCGCCGUCAUCUGCCCCGAGGGCAGCGAGUUGCAGGAGGAGGCCAAGCGUCUGGGAGCCGUGUUGGCGGGCGAGGAGACCUUGUUCGAGGCGAUCCGGUCGGGCAACUUCAUCUUCAACAAGCUGCUGUGCCACACGGAGAGCGAGGGCGCGCUCCGCAAGGCCAACGUCGGCAAGCUGCUCGGUCCCAAGGGCCUGAUGCCUAGCGGCAAGACCAAGACCAUCACCAACAACCUCGAGGCCACCUUCCGGGACAUGAUCGGCAUGGAUGAGUACAGGGAGAGGAUGGGUGUCGUGCGCAUGGCCGUUGGUCAGCUCGGUUUUACCCCCAAGCAGCUGGGCGAGAACAUCCGUGCCUUCAUGACCAAGCUCAAGGCCGAUAUCAGCAAGAUUGAUGAUAGCACACCCAAGAUGGUGGAGGAGGUCGUUCUUAGCACGACCCAUGGUCCUGGGUUGAGUCUGAAUGCCGAGUUUGCCCCUACCGACGACAAGAUCAAGCCCGAGGAUUUGGAGGCGGUCAUGUAA